Messenger RNA from Ceratina calcarata, 4719 nucleotides. It is a transcript of the gene Vhdl, whose product is annotated as larval-specific very high density lipoprotein. The transcript is spliced from 15 exons. Bases 37 to 4548 code for a protein of 1503 amino acids. The record is from RefSeq and is a predicted model, not a curated record. Gene Ontology annotation, biological process: lipid transport. NCBI's taxonomy places the organism in Eukaryota, Metazoa, Arthropoda, Insecta, Hymenoptera, Apidae. Gene Ontology annotation, molecular function: lipid carrier activity.
CAGCGUUACCAGUCUUUCUGCAAGGGUCGUACUAUAAUGAAUACUCUAAUCGUGUUAUUGGGGAUUCUAGCUGCGGCGCAUGCCGUGCCAGCUCAUUUUCCUCAUGGAAAAGUUGUCACUUAUCAAUAUAUCGCCGACGCGAAGGCUGGAGUCGUCGAGCCGUCUUUACAUGCGUCUCAGUUUGGCAUCGAAGGUCUUCUUCAUAUACACCACGAUGUCACUGACCCAACCCUGAGAAAUGCCUAUUAUGUCACCUUAACUGAUGUCAAACAUGGAAUGCAUAACGGGCAUAUGGAUCCUGAUCAUAUGCCUGUUACGCAUCCUAUCGCGGACGUCGCUAACGCGAUACAGAACCCUUUUUUGAUCGUCUUUGAUGAAAAUGGACAUCUUCAAGGUGUGAAGUUGAUGGAAAAUGAGCCUGUAUGGUCGAAGAACAUGAAGAAGAGCAUCGCUUCUAUGCUGCAACUGGACUUGGCCAAUAUUCACCUUCAAACCCCGAUAAAACACCACAGUUUCAUAACUCAUGAAGAUACCAUACACGGCACCUGCGAAGUGGCGUACAACGUACACGCAAUGGAUCAGCUGCAUCCAACGUCUAGCAACGUUUUCGUAGUUACGAAAAUGCAUGAACCGAGUAAUUGUACUCAUUUUAAUCAUCAAGUCUUCAACCACGCCGAACCCGAGCAAUGUCACAUUGAACAGCAGGAUGGUUUCACUACAGCCAGCAGGCGCGUUUUCGAAAUAGAACAUCAUGACCAUGACAUUCUUAUUAAAAAACUAGUUAGUUAUGGAGUGGUCAAUUACCUGCCAUGGUUGGCCAAAUUAGAAGCGCAUUAUCUCAUGACUAAUCAAACAUUGAUUCUCGAUAAUGUGUCUGCGGAUGUGCCGCACACUGUCAAUUUCCAAAAUGUUCCGAUUGUCCGCGACCUUGCCUUCGAAAAACCACAAACGCAAUACGUUCCUCAGGCCGACAUAGACGUAACUCACGGCCGACACUCAGUCAAAUUGAACGAGCUGGUCGUUAAAUUAAGGAAGAUGCUAGACGAGGCUGCUGGUUACCUCAAAGAAAGUCAUUUGGAAAAGAAACAACCUGACUGGAAACACGGCCAGACGAUUAACAGGCUUCUCAACAUUAUGAGCUACAUGAACGUCGAAACUUUGGAGCAAGUAUGGAACGAAGUGAAAAAUGCCAAAGACACCAAGGAGAUAGCGAUAAGGAAUAUCUUCCUUGGAAUAGUUCCAAAUGUAGGAACCACAGCUGCCUGUCUUUUCACGCGGAACGUAGUUCGCACGAAGAGCGUACCGGAUUGGGCUGCCGUUCUGAUGCUUGGUGUCCUUCCUUCGCACGUAAAGGUUCCAUCGAAGGAACUAAUUGUGCAGAUGGAGGAACUUCUCAACUUAGGAGACACCGUUUCCACCAAUGUCAGAGAAGCUAGCAUAUUCUGUUUCGCGACAUUGAUCCACAAGACCUUCAAGCACGAAAAGCAUGGAGUGGCCGAUCCUCUUUUGGACAGAUACUUGCAAUAUUUCACGAAUCAUAUUAAGAAGGAACCAACGCAUCAUAUGAGAAUGGUGUACAUGAUGGCCAUGAAAAAUGUUCAACUGAGUCAUAUUUUGCCACUUCUGGAGCCGAUUAUCCGCGGCGACGUAGUCGUUGCUGAAAAACCGCAAACCAUCCGUACUCUUGCCAUUUGGAGCAUCAAAUCCGUGGCCGUUGAUCAUUCACAUUACAUUCACGACCUGCUUUGGCCGAUUCUUACAGACAUUAGUCUUCCAACGGCGACUAGAAUUGCUGCUUACGAUGUUCUAAUGACUCAACUGCCAGACGCGGGACAUCUUAUGAAUAUCCAUUGGCUAAUGGUUUUCGAAAAGAACGAACAUCUCUACAAUUAUCACGUGGAUACUAUCAAGGGUCUCGCUAAUUCCGUAGAUCCUUGCUUGAUGCCAGUUCGAGAGAUAGCCAGCAAAAUAUUAAGCUUUACUAAACCUAGGCACGUAGUCGGUACACUUUCGAGUAAAUUCCACGUAGAAUAUGUGGAUGAAGAAUACGGAUUCGGUGAAACUGUGAAAGGAUCUUUGGUCGUUGAUCAUUUGAGCGGCCUGCCAUACGUCGGUUCGGUUGAACACGUUACAUCCAUUACGCGCAGACCUACGACUGGAUGGGGAAUUCAUUGGAAUAUCGAUGGUUUGGAUAAAGUUGUGAAGACUACCAAGCACGAAGUACUCGGUAAAGCGAUAAAAGCGAUCAAGAAUGAGAGCGUGAAGAAUAUAUUAACAAAAGUAGCUUUAGAUAUGCCUCAGACUAAGGAUAUCGAUAUUAACGUGAUGUUCACGAUGAAUAACAAUGUCGUGUCGAUGUUCCACUCCGACAAGAACAAUUGGCUACAGAUUCUGGAUGAAAUAAAGCAAUGGAGAAGAUUCCUUACCCAGUAUAUGAAUAACAUAAAUUGGCAAACCGUCUUGUAUCACAAUCAUUUUGAGAUGCACAUUCCUACCGAUCUUGGCGUACCAGCCGUUUUCGCUUCGAAAGUGCCCAGCUUCGACUCUGUUAAAGGAAACGUUGUCCUUUCGGAAGAUAAAAAUCUUCUGGGCUUGAAGAUAAAAGUUAAAUAUCAAUGUUGGAUACAUGCCGAAUAUAUGAUGUCGAUCUACAACCCUAUCGCUGAUACCUGGCAUUCUAUUCGUAGGGCAUCGUCUCAGGACGUUGCUCUACCUAUUGAUUUGAACAUUGGCUACAAUCAGGACACAAAGAACCUGAAAAUCACAUUGCCAAGACUGCCUGUUUCGGACUUCUCGGUUGCUGGAAUAGCGAUUUACGCUAAGAAUUAUGUUACCAUCACGGGCGACGAGACCGAUCAACUGAGGUCCAGUUGCGCUUCUUGCCGUCAUCAUGAAAUGGUUACCGGUAACAUAAAUUCGAAGACAUACGAGAACGUGAUCGAUUCGAAAGACACUGGACUUCGCCUCACUAUGGCAGUGCACAACUGCGAAAGUCAUGUCACCCCUGUUUCACCCGUUGUCGAGUGGCUCAAAGUACUUUCGGAUCAACACAAAAGUACAAUGGGGUACAAAUGGGUGCAUCUCACCAUGGGAAUUCGUCAGCAUAUGAUGAGGGACAUAAUUUCGGGACAAGGAGCGAGUUGUACGACCUUGAUCAAAGUUGAGCCAAGUAUCGUUUAUCCUACUUCAAUGGUCGACUUAACUGGAAAAGUCAGUGUACAAGAUUUAGACCACACUCAUCAAAAAUUGGACUUAUUCAGUAACAUGAGAAUCGAUGUUCGUGGAACUAUAAAUGUUAAAGCAGCAGCUAGUGACGAAUCCAUAAGACAAUGGGAUGCGAACGUUAACGUUAUAUUACCUCAGGGCCAUAUGAACAAUAGUAUGAAAGUUAUGAUUACUCGUACAACACCAGGAGAGAAAGCUCUAAAAAUGUGUAUCGAAGGACAAGUGGACUACCAAGCAGUUACGACAGACUUAUUGAACGUAGAUUAUGGAAAGAAGGAAGUCAACUGGAAGAUGACAGCUAACAUGGGACAAUCGAAAGAAGACAAAUGUGUACGCGACGAAAUGGACGUAACGAUGACUGUGAAAGGCGAACUGUUGCCAGAACAGAAGGAUCAUAGCGUUCAGAACACGAUGCACGAUUUGUGCACUAAACAGAGACAGAAUCCUCUGUUCCACACCGAAGAGUCAGACGUUCCUCGAACUUGGCAUUGUAUCCAGGAUGCCAUACUUCAAUCGACAUUGAGAAAAUACACAAUAAAUAUGGCGUUGAGAAAGGUACCUCCGCAGGUGGUAUCGACGGCAAAUAUAAUGCAAGACUUGUUGGGCGCUGUUUCCUACCCGUAUGUAACAUAUACUUCGGAGCACGUAGAACCCGGAAGUGCAAGGAUUAUUUUGGAAUAUCCACUCUUGACAUCUGUUCUUGAUGCCACCGUUAUGACUCCGACGCAUAGUUACGAAUUAGUACAUUUACCAGUAGGCGAUCCACUGUGGCAUGUAAUGCUGAGUAACACUCAUUUUGGCGUCUCGAAACUGUAUAAAUAUUUCAACGGGAAUUUCAUGCACUGCUCAAUCUAUCCCCGAGUUCUUUUUACUUUGGACAAUGGCACUUUACCUUUUAUUAUACCGGAUAAAUGGACAUUGAUAUCUGGUGAUUACGUAGAUCAAACAUACAGUGUCUUCGUUAAAUCAGUACAAAACGACAAGUUGGCCUUAAAGGUCAAUAUUGAUGGAGUUGAAUUAGACGUCAUACCAGGUGAUUCAGGAAUUACGGUCACAGUGAAUAAUAAGCCCGUAGACAAUUACGAAAAGGGCGUUAUGGUACCAGAAAAUGAACCGGAAUCCUACGCUAUCAAACUGACCAAAGCCUAUAACAACAUAGCAAUUGAAUCGCAAAUGGUACCAAUGCAUAUUUACUACGUACCAAAGAGCGUAAGCGUUAUUCUGGAUACUGUGCUUCAGGGUCAAGUGGCUGGUGUCUGUGGCCAUAUGGACGGCACGCAUAAAGAAACAAUUCCAAAAAUUUAUACCGUAUCGCAUUUUUAAGGCGAUCGAACGAAAUCAUUUAAUCAUUCCCCUCAUCCGACAAUUACCAUUUAAUAGAAAUACAUAAUUCGCAAGAUGAAGUACACAUAACAUUAAGUUUGCUCUAUUACGGAUACGUGAAAUAAUGAUGUAGUAAUAAGAAAUGGAAGAAUAAAGUUUUAUUUUGGGUAA